AUGCUCAUUCGCUCUUUCACGAGCUCUCUCACGCGCUCUUUCACGCGCUCUCUCACGCACUCUCUCACGCACUCUCUUACGCGCUCUUUCACGCGCUCUCUCACGCACUCUCUCACGAGCUCUCUCACGCGCUCUCUCACGCGCUCUCUCUCGCGCAUUCUCUCUCUCACGCACACCCUCACGCGCAUUCUCUCUCGCGCACUCUCACGCGCAUUCUCUCUCUCUCACGCACUCACUCACGCGCUCUCUCACGCGCUCUCUCACGCACACUCUCACGCGCACUCUCACGCUCUAACACGUGCUCUCUCAUGCGCUCUCUCACGCGCUUCUCUCACACACUCACUCACGCGCACCUCACGCACACCCUCACGCGCUCUCUCACGAGCUCUCUCACGCUCUAACACGCGCUCUCUCACAUGCUCUCUCAUACGCAACCUCACACGCUUUCUCACGCGCUCUCUCAUGCGCUCUCUCACGCGCUCUCUCACGGGCACCCUCACGCGCACCCUCACGCACUCUCUCACGCGCUCUCUCAUGCUCUCACACGCGCUCUCUCACAUGCUCUCUCAUACGCAACCUCACGCCUCUCUCACGCUCUCUCUCACACGCUCUCUCACACGCUCUCUCACACACUCUCUAAUGCGCACCCUCACGCACUCUCAUGCGCUCUCUCAUGCACACCCUAACGCGCUCUCUCAUGCGCUCUCUCACGCGCUCUCUCACGCCCUCUCUCACGCGAUCUCUCGCGCGCUCCCUCGCACCCUCUCCCGCACUCUCUCACACGCUCUCUAA
This is a messenger RNA of Closterium sp. NIES-65, 792 nucleotides long. Lineage: Eukaryota; Viridiplantae; Streptophyta; Zygnematophyceae; Desmidiales; Closteriaceae. The record is from the annotation of a GenBank genome assembly.